Condylura cristata (star-nosed mole) is the source of this 2796-nucleotide messenger RNA. RefSeq names its product DEAD (Asp-Glu-Ala-Asp) box helicase 24 (gene DDX24). The transcript is spliced from 9 exons. Lineage: Eukaryota; Metazoa; Chordata; Mammalia; Eulipotyphla; Talpidae. Gene Ontology annotation, cellular component: nucleolus. Gene Ontology annotation, molecular function: nucleic acid binding; RNA helicase activity; ATP binding. The record is from RefSeq and is a predicted model, not a curated record. Bases 19 to 2577 code for a protein of 852 amino acids.
GCGUCGCCGCAAGCAACCAUGAAGCUAAAGGAGAAAAAAUCAAAGCCAAACCCAUCAAACCUUGGCAAAUUUAAGACAAAGGGGAUCAAAGUUGUGGGAAAAUGGAAGCAGGUGAAGAUUGACCCAAAUAUGUUUGCAGAUGGACAGAUGGAUGACUUGGUGUGUUUUGAGGAACUUACAGAUUACCAGUUGGUCUCCUCUGCCGAGAAUUCCUCCAUUCUUUUCUCUAAGGAGAAACCCAAGAAGAGAAAGGCACAAGCUGUUUCAGAAGGAGAGGGGGAAGGAGAGUCUAGCUCCUCAAAGAAAAAGAUGAAGUUAAAGAGUAAAGAUGUGGAAACUGAAGUAACCAGUGCCCAGAAAGAAGAUAAAGUCAAAGAUGCUGAGCCAGAGCCCCAGGAAGAUGACACCGUGAGUCCUGAUCCCAUGGUAGGGGAGAUGGCAUCAGGAAGCGUUGUCCAGUCUCUUCCAAAAAAGAAGAAAAAGAAAGAGAAAAAAAUAAAGGAACCUUCCCAGGGCACUACUACCAAGGUGCCCAAAAAAGCAAAGACAUGGAUGCCUGAAACGCGUGACCAGAAGGCGGAUGUCUCAGCUUGGAAGGACCUCUUUGUACCCAAGCCGGUUCUCCGAGCGCUCAGCUUUCUAGGUUUCUCUGCACCCACACCGAUUCAAGCUCUAACAUUGGCACCGGCCAUCCGUGAUAAAUUGGACAUCCUGGGAGCCGCUGAGACAGGAAGUGGGAAAACGCUGGCUUUUGCCAUUCCAAUGAUUCAUGCAGUGCUGCAGUGGCAGGUGAAGAAGCCCACCCUACCUCCAAGUAACACUGGAGAAUCACCUGAAGAAACCAAAAUGGAGACAGGAACCAAGUCUGGGCCACCAAACAAAACUGAAACUGAAUCUGGAGCUUUGCCUGAUGCACUUGGAAUUGAGAGUAAGGUACUGCCUAGUGAGACUGGAAUGAAGGCAGCCAAGACUGGCACUAUGGUUUUUGACAGGAUGCUGCCCUUCUCUGAUGACGAUGCUGGUGAAGGACCUUCUUCCCUAAUCAGGGAGACACCGGCAUCCUGUCAGGAUGGAGACAGUGAGGAAAAGCUUCAUGAAGAGAGUAAUGGAAAGUCAAGACAAGGGUUGGAUGACAAAAUUGCCACCUGUAAAGCACAUUCAAAACGUCCUCUGCUUGGCCUGGUUCUGACUCCCACUCGAGAGCUGGCUGUUCAGGUCAGACAACACAUUGAUGCUGUGGCGAAGUUUACAGGAAUUAAAACUGCUAUUUUGGUUGGUGGAAUGUCCACACAGAAACAGCAAAGAAUGCUGAACCGCCAGCCUGAGAUUGUAAUUGCCACACCAGGACGACUAUGGGAACUAGUUAAAGAAAAGCACCCUCAUUUGAGCAACCUUCGGCAGCUUAGGUGUCUUGUGAUUGAUGAGGCUGAUCGGAUGGUUGAGAAAGGUCAUUUUGCUGAGCUCUCACAGUUGCUAGAGAUGCUCAGUGACUCCCAGUACAACCCAAAGAGACAGACACUUGUUUUUUCUGCCACACUGACUCUGAUACAUCAAGCUCCUGCUCGAAUCCUUCACAAGAAGCAUACUAAGAAAAUCGACAAAACUGCCAAACUUGACCUUCUGAUGCAAAAGAUUGGCAUGAGGGGCAAGCCUAAGGUCAUUGACCUCACAAGGAGCGAAGCUACUGUAGAGACACUGACAGAGACCAAAAUCCAUUGUGAGACUGAUGAAAAAGACUUAUACCUGUACUAUUUCUUGAUGCAGCAUCCAGGCCGCACUUUAGUGUUUGCCAAUAGUAUCUCCUGCAUCAAACGCCUCUCUGGGCUGCUCAAAGUCCUGGAUAUUAUGCCACUGACACUGCACGCCUGCAUGCACCAGAAGCAAAGACUCAGAAAUCUGGAACAGUUUGCCCGUCUGGAAGACUGUGUACUCCUGGCAACAGAUGUGGCAGCUCGAGGCCUGGAUAUUCCUAAAGUCCAGCAUGUCAUCCAUUACCAGGUCCCUCGAACCUCAGAGAUUUAUGUCCACCGAAGUGGUCGAACUGCGCGUGCCACCAAUGAAGGCCUCAGCCUGAUGCUGAUUGGACCGGAAGACAUGAUCAACUUUAAGAAGAUUUAUAAAACCCUCAAGAAAGAUGAGGAUAUCCCAUUGUUCCCUGUGCAGACAAAGUACAUGGAUGCAGUCAAGGAGCGAAUCCAUUUAGCUAGACAGAUUGAGAAAGCUGAAUAUCGGAACUUCCAGGCUUGCCUUCACAACUCUUGGAUCGAGCAGGCAGCAGCUGCCCUUGAGAUUGAGCUGGAGGAAGAUAUGUAUAAGGGCGGAAAAGCUGACCAGCAUGAAGAACGACGGAGACAAAAGCAAGUGAAGCUCCUGAAGAAGGAACUGCGCCAUCUGCUCUCCCAGCCGCUGUUUAAAGAUGACCUAAAAACCAAGUAUCCUACUCAGUCUGGCAGACUGCCUGCACUCAUGUCUGCCCCAAAAAGUGAGUCUGCUUUGAGCUGCCUUUCCAAGCAGAAGAAGAAGAAGAAAAAGAAGCCAAAACAACGUCAGUCACAGCCAGGUACAAGUGCAGAUUAACUGCCCUGGUCAAAGUCUGUUGGUGACCACAGUGUCUGUUCCCUGUCAACCCCAGGUAUAAAAUUCUUCUGCCGCCCAUAGAGGGGAGAGCUCGUGUAGGUUUGUGUUGCUUGAAGUAAGAAUUUCAUGAGCAGCUUAAGUUAUUUCUUAUUUCAGUGUUUACAGGCUUCCUGUACGUUCAGCUUGGUUUCCUGAAUUAAAACUAUCAGUUGAACCAGA